CACACACACACACAUUCACACACACACAUGCAUGUCUCUACAUGAAUGUACAUCGAGUGUGCGUGCACCUGAACUUGCGGCGGCAGUAGAGUGUCAUCGAUGCGAUUGUGUGCGUGUACCAGAUUCGUUAUCGAAAACGCAUAGCCAAGUACAGGGCUGUUCAUGAGUAUUCAGAGAUGGUCGGAGUCGAUCGGUAUACUAGCUUGUAUACGUAAAUAACGGGGCGGAUAGAAACAAUAGGAAUGCAACCGAACGAGAUUGUUGAGGAUGGAGCGGAUGUAUGUAUGCAGAGGCUCGAGAAGAGGAAUUGGGCUAAGGCCGUGGAUAGCGUGGUUGAUGAAAUAAGAAGAGAGAGAGGAAGAGGAAAGUUGACAAAAGAGCGAGUUCGAGCUUGGUGAAAGAUAUUAAUGUGCAUUGAAACGGGUUUGAACGAAGUAAACAAUCUUUACUCUUUUAUAGCAUCGAAUCCCCGUAACGAGUCAUUUCGUAUUUAUACCUUUUAGAGAUUUUCUUUGUUAAUCGAUAUUUGUCGAUAUCACGAUCCUCUACUUUAAGUUACAUUAUAUUCGUAGAGAGAUAGAAUUAUUUGAAAUAUUUCAUUUUCAAAAUUUAGCAACGAGACUCGCACUAAGCCAAUAUGUCGUCACUGAUCGUUAUAACAUGUAAUAGAAAUCAUUAUUUAGAUCGAUUUCGUCAAGAAGACAUAUAACGCUAAAAUUUGACUGUACUUGUACAUUCAGCAUUUCAUUAAUUAAUAACUUACAUAGUUGAUACGCAUACCAAAUAUCGAGCAUAAAAGGAUUAAUUAUAUCGUCAUUUGACGCGUUUUUUAUAGGUUUUGUAAACAAUAGAGCUUCACAGAUUCUAAGAAACUAUUCUGAAUUCAAGCGUUUAAAAUGAAGGUAGAUACAAAUACGGAUUGUUUUACAGAAAAAAUACUGAUCGAACACAUUUCUAGAGAAAUUCGCAUCACUCAAUUUUCGAAAAAAUAAGACACGAUAUAUACAUCUUGAUACCUGAAUAUCUGCGGUGUGUCGAAAACGUAAAUAAAACUGGGCUACCUCUGAGUGGUUGUUAUCGUCAGUAUAUAACGGGGCAACAUAUUUUUAAGCAGGCGAUAAAAACACAUGGGGCACGUAGAUUUUAGAACUGACCACAUCCUCUGAUUAAUGCAAUAUAUAUCUAUCUGCACUACUGUUGAUUCGACGUCAGUGAAAAGCAAACACGCGAAAUUGAAACAUAGGUCAUAGAACAGGGUGUAUAAGAGAUUAUCAACCGAAAUGAAUUCGUAUGAUAACAAUCAAUUAAAAUUGAUCACCUCUAUUGAAAACGACGACGUGAGAACGGCAAUAGAGAUCUGCACCACGAGAUUCGAUAAAAAAUUCUUACAGCCUGUUGGAGUACUGCGCGUGACUAUCGUUCAGUUGGCUGCUUGGCAAGGGAAUAUUGAAUUAUUGCAACUGUUGUAUGAAAAUGGAGCUGAUAUCAAUGCCACGGACAAAAUUGGCAGAUGUGCGCUUUUUCACGCGGCGCAUCAUGGAAACUGCGAAGUGGUGAAUUGGUUGUUGAAACAUGGAGCUUUCACGGAAAAUAGAGUCGGAGUUGAUUCUUGUUACAAGAAUACUCGUUCACCUUCGAACCUGUGUUUUAUUGGUCGAAACUUACCUACACCAGAGUGUUGGGGAAGGACACCCAUGCACCAAGCUGUGAAGAACAAUCACGCUGCGGUUGUCAAGAUCCUAGUGGAAGCUGGUGCUGAUGUGAACGUGAAAGACGAACGUGGAAUCACACCAUUGCUACUAGCCGGGACCGCAGUCGCAAAAGAAGAUUUCAACGAAAUUUCCAAAUUUAAUGACAUCGUCGAGAUCCUCGUAACAGCGAAAGCUUCGACUAACGUCAUCGAUCCUAAUACAGGCACUACCGUAUUGCAUACUGCGACCUCACUAGGAAGUUGUUCGGCGACGAAAAGGUUACUGAACGGUGGUGCGUGGCCUCUUUAUCAAUGCAAAAGCACAGGAAGUACUCCUCUUCAUCUCGCUGCCAGCACGGGUAACCCAGAGGCGCUUUCGAUCCUUCUAGAGAGCAUACCUUCUUGUGAUAUCGACAUUCGAGAUAACAUCAAUCGAACACCAUUGCAUAGAGCAGCUUACCAAGGUCAUCACGAGUGCGUUCGAAUACUAAUCGAUCACGGUGGCAAUUUAGGCGCAGAAACGAACACGGGAAUUACUGUCGUCGAUGCUAUAUUUGCUCACAUACCAACACCAGUCUUAUUUCUAAACGAUAUUCUGUCUUCUCGCGUUAAAAUGAGUUCCGUUGAAAGUUCCGUGGAAAAUUCCCAGAUCACCAUUGACUUCAACAUGCUAGCGCCAAAAGGAGAGCUGCAAAUGGGAGUAGUUACGUCCCUUAUUGCAGCAGCCUCGAACGUGGAACAAUUGACGAUACUGCAACAUCCGCUGGUGGAAACGUUCCUCUGGUUGAAGUGGUCCAAGUUGAGAGUAUUCUUCUUUAGUCUCGUCUUCGUCCACGCCCUGCUGGUCUUUUCCCUGUCUGGUUAUUCCAUAACGAUAUUGCAAUACGAGACUGAUUGCAUCCUGUUUCGGAGGAUUCUCUCUUCCUGUUCUUGCGUUCUCUUCCUUCAUAUUGUUGUUCAAGUGCUGAUGGUACCUAGAUAUUAUCUGAGACAGUACGAAACGUGGCUAUCGUUCACCUGCGCGGCGAUAUCUCUGACGAUUUCAAUGGGUAGCGCUUAUAGAAGCGAGAUUACGGCUUCAUCAGGGGAAAAGGAAUUACACGGUGCUCGACAGCCUCCUCAAUGGAUGUUGCAUUCCAUCAGCCUGGCAAUCCUGCUUGCCUGGAUGCAAAUGAUGCUGUUAAUCGGCCGCCUUCCAAUGUGCGGAUAUUACGCGCUCAUGUUCUCCACGGUGCUGAAGAAUAUUCUGAAGGUUCUCCUAGCGUUCGUCUGCCUGAUUGUCGGAUUCGCGUUCAGCUUCGCCGUUUUGUUCCACGGGAACGACCAGUUUCGCAAUUCCUGGAGGGCCGUCGUGAAGACCGUGGUAAUGAUGAUGGGUGAGUACGAGUACGGGGCUCUGUUCUCGGACGAGAAGAAUGGGAGUUCCUUCCUACCAGCCACGAGCAGGGUCGUGUUCCUCGCUUUCGUCAUGCUCGCUAGUAUCGUCCUGAUGAACCUGAUGAUCGGCCUCGCGGUCAAUGACAUCCAAGGCCUCGAGAAGGAGGGACACAUUCGCCAAUUGCUGAAGCAGGCCGAGUUUGUGGCUCAUUUAGAAAGACUAGUGCUGACAUCACAUCGAAUCUUUCGCCGCAAUUGGCUACAUCCUCGGUUAGCCAGGCUGCUAGACUCGAGGCGAGGCAUUCCCACAAAAAUUACGUUCUGUUAUCACGAACGUUAUUUCCAUGAAUCAUCCCUCGGCGUGCCAGCGAGGCUGAGGGAGGCGUUGUUUCUGCUCGCCUUGGGAAACUCGCGCGACACCGAAAGUUGCAGCUGGCUUAAAGAAAACGCUGUUUUCCCAGCAGGCGUGAAAAUAACAACGGGGACGAUAAUGUGGAAUUAAAGGCGCUGUUGGAGGAAGUGUUGCUGCAAUUAAGGGUACCUUAUUAUCCGUCCGCUAUGAGAAAGUUUUCAGUAACUUGUAAUGCACGAACUCAAACAGGGCAAAGGAAGAUAACUAACCAUUGAAGAAAUAUAUAUGUGUAUCUUUUUCUUAUGUUUUUAUUAAAAUAUCGAUGACCUCUAUGAUA
Molecule: messenger RNA, 3756 nt
Organism: Bombus pyrosoma
Lineage: Eukaryota; Metazoa; Arthropoda; Insecta; Hymenoptera; Apidae
Product: transient receptor potential channel pyrexia-like
Exons: 10
Coding region: 1281-3569 (762 amino acids)
Biological process (GO): transmembrane transport; monoatomic ion transport
Cellular component (GO): membrane
Molecular function (GO): monoatomic ion channel activity; protein binding
Source: RefSeq, a predicted model, not a curated record